This is a messenger RNA of Closterium sp. Naga37s-1, 606 nucleotides long. NCBI's taxonomy places the organism in Eukaryota, Viridiplantae, Streptophyta, Zygnematophyceae, Desmidiales, Closteriaceae. The record is from the annotation of a GenBank genome assembly.
AUGCUCGGCGUGGAGUUUCUAUUCGGGCUCAGCCAACCAGGCGGUCCUAUCUGGGGUGGCCAAUCUCCUGUUGUGAGCAUCGUUUGCGUGGUCGCGGUGGUACUCACAGUUGUAGGGGUUGUUUUCCAGCCUCGAUGGGCCAUCGCCAUCAGCCGCCUCUUUCAGCCAGCAGUGCUGUUCGAAGUAGACACGAAAGAGAAAAUUGUUGGCCUUACAAUCGAUGAUGGCCCUAAUGGGAAAUUCACCAGCGAGACUUUGGAUAUUCUCAAGGAGAACGGGUGUUCAGUCACCUUCUUUCUUAUCGGGUCUAAUAUUGAUAAAUACCCUGACCUCGUGGAGCGCAUGGUGCAAGACGGUCAUGAAGUGGCGAAUCACAUGAUGGCGGAUUAUCCUGGCUGCCUGCUCUCCACCAAGCAAUUCAUGGCGUCCAUGCUCGAGGUGGACGCCAAGCUGCACCGCUUCUUCCCACUUGAUUCCCAUGGCCGCCAAAUCAAGUGGUUUAGACCGGGCUAUGGCUUCGCCACGCCACACAUGCAGCACAGGGCGCACAGCCACGGGUGCAGGCUCGCCCUGGCCUCCGUGUUUCCUUCUGAGCUGAACAACUAG